Molecule: messenger RNA, 3920 nt
Organism: Scleropages formosus (Asian bonytongue)
Lineage: Eukaryota; Metazoa; Chordata; Actinopteri; Osteoglossiformes; Osteoglossidae
Gene: dlx1a
Product: distal-less homeobox 1a
Exons: 3
Coding region: 2565-3314 (249 amino acids)
Biological process (GO): cell differentiation; negative regulation of transcription by RNA polymerase II; embryo development
Molecular function (GO): DNA-binding transcription factor activity, RNA polymerase II-specific; RNA polymerase II cis-regulatory region sequence-specific DNA binding
Source: RefSeq, a predicted model, not a curated record
AUUAGUAAAUGGAAUCACUGUAAAUAGUAUUUUAAUUGAAAAAAAAUUGCAGUAUUUCAGGGAUGUAACCUGGUUAGUUCGAAUCAGCUACUUGCAUGUAAAAUAGCAGUUCUUCGGUGGAUUUUGCCAGUUUUGUCAGUCAAAAACCUUGAGUUUUAAAUGAAGAAAUAUAAGUGUAGCGUCCGCUCAGUUUAUGGCACAGUGUGGUUCAACAUUUGUCAUUUCCUUGUUUAUUUGUCAGCAAAGAGGACGAUCUGUUUUCUUAGUAUUUUCAGGAAAUUAUUUUGAAGUAGAAUUUGGACGGACACCGAAGCUGCUCUUUAAUCAUCAAUAACAGAAUUAAAAUGUAUAGUGAAAACUUAAGAAAGGUGUUAUUCAUCAUAGUGCAUGUUUAAAGCGGUUUUAUUUCACUCAAAGCUGGAUGUUAUUAAGUGUGUAGGUUUUACAUUACUCGGUAGUUGUUUUUACUACUAUUAGUUUUAUCAUAUUAACUUAAUUAGGGAUCCUUUCAACUAAAAUAUGAAAUUCACUCCAUAAUUCUGCCAGACUUGUUUUAAAAAAGGGGUUUUCACCAGUAGAUUGCCAUAUUGUUCGUAUAAAUGUUAAUUUUUAUAAAACAAUAUUUAAAUAUAACCGCACAAUAAUUAUAAUGAAAGUGUAAUAUAAAUGUUACACCGUCAUGUUUCCAGAUUUUACAUAAAAGUGUGAAUACAGUCGGAAUUCAUAAAAUGACUGGUAUCUAUGCGCUGCUGUAAAAGAGACCUUUUUAUUGCGGAAAUAAUUGUUCAGCAGUUUUUCCUGAUAUUUUUUGUCAUUAUCAUGUGCUAAUAUAAUAACUGUGCUCGGAACGCAGUUUUCUAUAUGACUCCACCCGUAAAUACACCGAAACCCCCUAUACUAUACUAUAGUAUUUAUUGUGCGUUACACUGAAUAUGCUUUCAGACGUUUGGCACGGAUAAUUAAGUCUAAAAUGACAUUAUCCAUCCAUCCAUCUCUCCAUCCAUUUUUCUUAUACAGUUGAGCUUGUUGACACAAUUAUUAUAACCAAUUUCUAAAAUCCGGAGUGAAUAAGAAAGGUCGACUGUUGACACUGUUUUCGCUCUAAGCCACGCGGCUAAGAAUACAGCGUUAAUUUUUUACUGAUAAGCCUUGCUUUUAAAACCUGUUGUGUUUUUGUCCGCAACAUGAAAACUGUUGUGCGACACGAUUUACAACGCGGAGCCGGCAGCUGAAAAGCGCCCUCGUCUCGGCGCGCAGACCGGCGGGGUCCGUGUCGUGCGCGCGGAAGGUGACAAGAAGCACGUGUCGCUCGAGGCGUUUAAUACGCGGCUAAUUAGGUGCGUGAAAAUGAAACUUCAGUGUUAUGCUAAUAUGACCGGACUCAACUGUGAAUCGGGCCACUUGAGACUAGAAUUUAAUCGCAUGAAUCGCUAAGUAAUAGCCCACAUCUGCAUGAGUGAACUCUUCCAAACGAGCGCAUUCAAUUAACGGCAUCUUUUUAAACACUCUUCUUAUUUACCUGUACAGUAUUUGUUCCUGCCUGGUGCCAUCCGGACUGCGGGAAUUUUAAACUGCGUGACUAAAUAAGGUGUUUGUUUCCUCCGAUCUUCGUGCGGCCGCAUUAUUUAAUGGAUUUGAAAUGCAAUUCUGUUUUAAAAAAAUGAUCCAGUAAAAUACAUAGAACGACAUGAAUAAAUUAACAGAAUAUAGUAUAUAUGUUACAUGUAUAAAUAUACACGUAAGGGGAAAAAAGUCAAACUUAGAGGCACAACAAACCCUAUACUGACAUGCACGUGUUAGACGCCAGCAAUAUGCUGUUAAUUUUGCAAUUGUGCGCUGACAGGCCUGACAAAGAUUAUCAAACAUUCGGAUAUCCUUAUUAUUGUCUAUCAUCACCACCACCGUUUUGGAAAACAGGACUCUUUUGUUCAGUAAGAAAAACACUUUAAGGAUACAGUUCAUCCCUCUGCAGUUGUAGUCUAAGUUAAUGUGCUUUAUUUUAUACUUUAUUGAAAUAAUUGUAAGCAUUGGUCUCCAGAGCAGUAAUUAUGGGGAUAAUCAUUAUUACACCUGAGAAACACAAGUGAAAUUGUAACUAAAAUGUUGAUUUGCGCAGAAGCCUGCCAGUGUUUGUAUAAUGUCUGUUCGCAAAGCAGGUUUAAGAUAUGAGAUUAUCCCAAUUGGCCUGAUGCCCUUUCUUUGGACCGUGCAUUCAGUGCAUUUCACCGCUGACAUGUUACAUAUUGGCUCUCAGUCUCUGGCGAAUUUCUUGAGUUCUUCGAGUCCUCCGGGCCCAAACCAAAACCACCAAUCAGAGUCACCCUUGAAAAGAGUAGCCCAAUCAGCGCACGCGUCUUAUGAAUAUUCAUGAGCACCCAGUUCAAACCUUUGAGGCGAGUUUCUGUAGAUGUGCAGCAUCAUGUCUAGACUUUUCACGGAGACAAAACUACAUUUUCUUAUGAAUGGAACGUGAAAAAAAUCAGAUCACCUUAAAUCUGGACCCGUCCUAUUACUGAGAUCAUAGAAGAAAGCAAAAAAGGAUAGGAGGGGACCGGCCUGAGGAGAUGACAAUGACUACAAUGCCAGAAGGUCUUAAUAGCCCCGUUCCAGCCAAGAGCGUCUUUAUGGACUUCGGGCCGCCGAGUCAGCAGAUGUCUCCGUCCUCCGUGUCCCACGGACACUAUUCCAUGCACUGUUUACACUCUGCUGGACAUUCUCAACACGACAGCUCGUACAGCACAGCUUCGUCCUUCCCCCGAUCUACUCUGGGCUAUCCGUACGUCAGUUCGGUGGGAAGUCACCCGUCCAGUCCGUAUGUCAGUACCGUGCAGUCGUACCAAGCGCAGACUCGGUUAGAGGAGGCAGCACCGGAUUCAGAGAAAAACACCAUCGUGGAAGGGGGUGAAGUGCGGUUCAAUGGGAAGGGGAAGAAGAUCCGCAAACCGAGGACUAUUUACUCGAGUCUGCAGCUGCAGGCGCUGAACAGGCGCUUCCAGCAGACGCAGUACCUGGCGCUGCCGGAGCGCGCGGAGCUGGCGGCGUCGCUGGGGCUCACGCAGACACAGGUGAAGAUUUGGUUCCAGAACAAGCGAUCCAAGUUUAAGAAACUGAUGAAACAAGGCGGGGGCACAUCUGAUGCCAACAGCCUGUCCAACGGCCGGGCUCUGUCCGCCGCAUCGCCCUCGGUCACCCCGGUGUGGAGCGCCUCCUCCGCCAUGAAAACGUCGGCGGGGAACCCGGGUUCCUACAUCCCUGGCUACACCUCCUGGUACCCCACGGCUCAGGACACUAUGCAGCAGCCUCAGCUCAUGUGAACAGGAAGGGCGAACCCCACGCCGCCCCCUACAGAGCCCAAGAUUGUUCACAUCGGGGGGUCAAGAAGUCAGGUUACCAGGGGUCCCGGAGAUCAGAGGAUCAGGAGAUCCCGGACCAGCAACCUUCCCUUGGUCUGCACUCUGGCCUGCUGAGGCCAGCCACACCUGUAAUAUGGACCUUGAUUCCAAAGUGUGGACAGAUGAUGUUUCCAAAGCUGACAGCCUUCUAAGAAACCCGCUGGACAAGCACAGUGGUAUGGAAAAGGGCAAGACGAACUGAGCUGAUGAGGAAAGGAAACUAAGGAAUUGUGCUGAAAGUCUCUAUACACCAUAGAAGCUGCUGCUCCUCUAUUUUGGUUAUCUUUCUUUACAUUUAAAUCUGCAAAUUAAGUAUUGUCUUGUCAUUGCAAACAUAUUGAGGCCUAUGAAACAGGGCAAAGUGACAUUGACCUAAAUCCUUCAAAAUGAAAUUCUCUCAGUAAAACAAAAUACUGUAAAGCUGCAAUACUGACCAAGUGCUCUGAGUUUAAUUGCAAGUGUCAGAAGGUCAAGAUAACUUUUCCAUGCCUCUAACAGUUAUGAUUCUUAUUUACAUGGAAAUACUGC